Messenger RNA from Branchiostoma floridae (Florida lancelet), 2350 nucleotides. RefSeq lists its product as uncharacterized. The record is from RefSeq and is a predicted model, not a curated record. The transcript is spliced from 5 exons. Bases 104 to 1006 code for a protein of 300 amino acids. NCBI's taxonomy places the organism in Eukaryota, Metazoa, Chordata, Leptocardii, Amphioxiformes, Branchiostomatidae. Gene Ontology annotation, molecular function: protein binding.
AUAUUGUUAUUUUAUGUAUGUUCGCAGCCACCAAGACCACCGGAGAAGCUACAAAGCUGAAAAAUUCUUCUGAGAAUUUGGAUACGAUAAGUUCACAGCUACCAUGCCGGCUUCGGUAGGACGAAUAUCUAUGUGCGUUGUGUGUACCGUCUUCUGCUGCACAUUGGUGGUCUCUGAGAUCGUCCACAACCCCAUCAGACACAGACAGAUCAGCCGGUAUGAGGGCCACAGGGCGCAGAAACCGCCGCCGCACGCAGCCCCCGAGCCGCGCGCUGACAAGUUGGAGAUGAAGAACAACCUACGUGUGGAGAACCUGACCUCUUCACAGAUUACAGCAACGUCUGUUCGACUUCGCUGGGAUGUCAGUGGGAACGAAAGCUUCCCAGGCUAUCGGAUAGAACAUGAGAUGAUGGACAGUGAGACAGUCAGGGUGAGAACCAGCGAUAUUUACGGGGAAUUCCGCAGCUAUACACUCAAAGGACUCUAUCCAAAAACAAGAUACCGUGUGUGCGUCAUGCCGCUCAUGUACAGUGCAGUGGGCCUGUCCUCUCCUAUCGUUAUUCACAAACGGAAGCAGUGCGUGGUGAUCCAGACAAAAGAUGAGACACAGGACAACCAGGAAAUGUACAUCCAAAUAGGCAUGGGCUGUGCAGCUGGGUCUUGUGCGUGGUCCGCGGCAGGGGUCAAGGGUCAAGCUAAGCACUCUGGGAGGCAUCUUGCAAAUUUUGACCAAGAUUUUGGACCAUGGGAGACACAAGAGGAAGAUGAUGAGAACAAUGACUUGUAUAUCGUAUUGGGUACAGGUUCUGCAAUAGGUUUGCUCUUCCUGCUCGUGCUGUGCGCUAUCUUCUGUAAGUGGGACAAGGACCUUGGCAAGGGCGGCAUUAAAGUACCAAGGUUCCAUCCAAAGAAGCUCAAUAAGCGCAAGAAGUCCAAGAAGCGCACUGGAUCCCAGGAGGAACUCGCGCGAACGCCUGGAUCUCACCAUGGAUCCCAGAACCUGUAACCACUUGUGUAAAAAUCCACCGACACCAAAGGAGGUCAUUUCAGUUGUCAUGCUGUACUGGACUUUCAUAUCUCAUACACAUUGAAGUACAGGUAGUUUCCACAAUACCUGAUUUAAUUUAACACAUCACAGGGCCCUAUUUUCACAUGAAUGUACCUAGAAACAAGUUCUCAUUUUUUAAAAUAUUACAAGUCAGGUGACUUAUCCCCCCCCCCAUCACAUUACAUUCUUAUCAAUUGUAAUGAAUGUAUAUGGGGCCGUGUUUGACCAUGAUACAAUUGCAAUGAAAUGUUUUAUUCUAAGUGGCAUUAUUACAUGUAUCAUUCAAAUACAUGUCUUCUGUGCCCCUUUGAAAGCUCUAAGAGCAUAUUUAAUGUUCAUAUCAGAGAUAGUGUAUGGUUAUGAGAUUUUCUUCAUUUGUGUACCUUGUUUAUCUACACUAUUGCCAUCCAAUGGCCAUUUUUAAGGAGUGUUACAUGUGGAAUUCCAUUCUGGUGGCCUAACAAAUUAAUGAUUAUGAGUGAAAGUGACUAGACUUCCACUAUUUCACAAGGUGUCGUAGUAACAAUGAUUUGCCCAUGACUACAAUGUUUACAGUAUUGGAGAGGCUAGCCUUUCAAUCCCAGAGCAAUAGGAGCAAUCCACUGUGAAUGUGUAACUCAAUGAAAAAUCUAAAAUUAUAAAAUAUGAUUCUAUAGCAUGAAAUAGUCUGCAUACCAUGAAGAACACGGGAAGAGUGAGCACAGACUUUGCAAACAAAACUUUGCAUCAAUCUAUACUAGAUGAUAUAAGGUAUAACAAAUGAGAUAACAUAACACCUAAAAUUCUAUCAUAAAGUAAUAAAUAUGAAUACAAAUAGUUAAUUGAAUGUACAUUGCUUUGCUAGGUAUAUAUGUAAAAAAAGUGCAAUGUUCAUUAUUGUACAUGUAUUUCAAUAUUACAUGUACUUUAGUUAGAGCACUCCUGUAUAUGUGAAGCAUGUGUCCAGAGCAUGUCUGGAGAACAAUAAGGUCAUCAUGUUGUGAUGCAUUUGUCUGCAUGUAGGUUAAGGAUAGUUACCAGUCAUACAUGUACUUAAUUCAACAAUAUCAGUCCUACAGAGGCUGCAGUAAGAAAAAACCAUUGGUCAACUUGAACUUACACUAUAUUGUUGCUAAGAGCAAAUAAGGAAAUCCAUUCAUAGAAAGAGAUAUAAUACUACAAGCUUUAGUCAAGAUGUGCCUCUAUGGAGGUGUGAAAAUCCUUGCAAAGGCCCAGUCAGAUACAUUACUACAUAUUAUCAAGGAUACAUGUAGCACUACUACUAGAUGAAAUUUGCAAUAAAACAAAUACCUAGCACCAUAA